This is a messenger RNA of Aphis gossypii (cotton aphid), 1865 nucleotides long. Its product is annotated as serine/threonine-protein kinase Nek8-like. The coding region runs from base 955 to 1806 and encodes 283 amino acids. Gene Ontology annotation, molecular function: protein kinase activity; ATP binding. The record is from RefSeq and is a predicted model, not a curated record. NCBI's taxonomy places the organism in Eukaryota, Metazoa, Arthropoda, Insecta, Hemiptera, Aphididae. Gene Ontology annotation, biological process: protein phosphorylation. The transcript has 7 exons.
AGAAUCAAAAAAAUAAGGAUGCUCAAAAUGUGAAAAAAUUUGAUAAAAACAAAACAAAGCGAUUGCCAAAUAGUAAUACAAAAUUGUAUAGUGUAUAAAAAAUUAAUAAUUAUAAUACAUAUUAUUAUGUUACGAGCAACAUUUUAGAUAAAACAAAAAAAAAGCCGUCCGAGUCGUAUACAUUAUUAUGUAAAUACAUAUUUGUACACAUAUUUAUCAUUCAGUAGAGGAAAACUGUAAGAACUCAACAGACGAGCUCCUAACAAGUACAGUCGGUGAGGAAUCGUUUGUGUACCACUGGCCGCCAGUCAUCGUCGUCCACCAUCGCUUCGCGUGUCCAAAGCAGAAGGUCGCUCGCCGAGCCACCAGAGUGGUCCGACCGACCACGACCCGACGGCCACCGAGUUGGCGAAUCCCGUCGUUCCGCGGGUGGCCGGAAAACGUGUUCGGGUGACAUGACGUCUGGCUCCGUCCGUGCUCUUGUGAACCUUACCCUGUGUCGCCGUCGUCAUGUCCGACGUCUCAUCGCGUGCUCACACGACAACACUGACAAGACGAGAAGGACGACGUGCCGUCAAGCAAUCGCCGGUCGCCCUCCGCUCGGCCGUGUUAUUGCAGAGGUGACUUAGCGGCUCCGGAUCACCUGCAGCUGCCACUUGCCAGGAGACCUACCUCCGAGCACUCCACCCGGUAAAUCGUCCACAUCACGAAUACGACGCGGUCCGUCUGCUGGUGCAGAAAUAAAGUCAAACGAGUCUGUUCCUCGAUCGACUGCCGACUCCGUUUCCUGGAACCUGUGCCAGAACCGCUUCCUCGGUUCCACUCCCCAGUCCCGGUGACGGUGCGCCGCCAUCAGAUUGACCACUUGUGACAAUGGGUACAUGAUGACUGCAAUUAUACUAGAUAUUUUUGUACAGUAAAAUAGUAAUUGUUGAUUAUUUUUUUUUUUUGAGUAUGGAUUCAUAUAACAUAGUUGGUGUGCUUGGACGUGGAGCUUUUGGAGUUGUCGAAUUGGUUAGAGACUUUAAUUUAAAGAAAUUAGCUGUGAUGAAAACAAUACAUAUAAAAUCCAUGUCAACAGAGAACGUAAAGGAAGCUAUCAAAGAAAUUCAGAUUCUUCAAAUGUUAAAUCAUCCAAACAUCAUCAAAUAUUAUAAUAGUUUUCAAAAUAAACAAAGUUUUCAUAUUAUUAUGGAAUAUGCCAUACAUGGAACUCUAGAAAACUUUGUUAAUAAAUGUUCUCAAACUUCAAAUUAUAUUGCCCAAAAUUGUGUUUUAAAUAUAUUUAGUCAACUUACAAUGGCCGUGGAUUACAUUCACAAAAUGAGGAUUAUACAUAGUGAUAUUAAUCCAAUGAAUAUAUUAUUGACUGGAAAUCAAGGUACAAUAGUAAAACUUGGCGAUUUUGGUUCUUCUCGCAUAUUAACCAGUGACAAAAUUGUUGGUGAAAACCGGUGUACACCAUGUUAUAUGUCUCCUGAGCAAUGUUGUGGGAAACCUCUAAGAUUAAAAAGUGAUAUAUGGCAAAUUGGUUGUGUGUUAUAUUAUUUGAUUACUUCAAAACAUCCUUUUUAUGCUGAGAGUUUAGCAGACACUAUAUCAAGCAUCGUAGAAGGAGUUUUAAGUCUUUCAGACAAAAUGACCUUUUACGACAGUGAUGUGAUAAGGCUUUUGCAUGAGUUAUUAAAUCGUGAUCCAACAGUUCGACCUAAUGCAUCUGCUAUUCUUUCAAAUCCAUAUAUACUUCCCUAUGUAUUAAACAGCAAUUGUCAUUGGUUUAAAUCUGGUAGGAAAAAAAAUUAUUAAAUGUAUUCAUCGACACAAAUUUUUGUUAUUUAAGUGUAUUAUAAAUAACUAGUAAGAAG